Molecule: messenger RNA, 399 nt
Organism: Branchiostoma belcheri (Belcher's lancelet)
Lineage: Eukaryota; Metazoa; Chordata; Leptocardii; Amphioxiformes; Branchiostomatidae
Exons: 1
Coding region: 1-399 (132 amino acids)
Source: RefSeq, a predicted model, not a curated record
AUGGAGAGAGAACAAGAUGGUCGCCUCCCCAUGUUAGAUGUGAUGUUGAUUAAGAACCAGGACCGUACCAUCACCACGGAUGUCUACCGGAAGGAGACACACACAGACCACUACCUACAGUGGUCCUCCAACCACCCCGUCCAGCAGAAACUCGGCAUUGUUAAAACCUUAAUGCACAGGGCAGACACUCUCAUUCAGGACCGCACCCUGAGAGAAGUAGAGAAAGGGAAAGUGAGGACGCACUCCGUCACUGCGGCUAUCCAGACUGGGCCCUUAGAGAAGGUGACACCAGAAAAACACAGCAGAGGAACCACAAGGACACACAACGUGGAGACAGGGGACAAACACCCUCCAGCUUUGCUGUACUCCCUUACAUUAAAGGGACUACAGAAAGACUGA